CUUUUCUCGGUUGUAGACGCUCGUAAGUUUUCGGCAGUUUCCGGGGAGACUCGGGGACUCUGCGUCUCUCUCGCUCCGCUCCGAGUGCCCGGUGCGGCGGGGCAGGGUCUUGGGCUAGUCAUGGCGUCCCCGUCUCGGAGACUGCAGACAAAACCAGUCAUCACUUGCUUCAAGAGCGUUCUCUUGAUCUACACUUUCAUCUUCUGGAUCACUGGUGUCAUCCUUCUUGCCGUGGGUAUUUGGGGCAAGGUGAGCCUGGAGAAUUAUUUUUCCCUUUUGAAUGAGAAGGCCACCAAUGUGCCCUUUGUGCUCAUUGGUACUGGUUCUGUCAUUAUUCUAUUGGGCACCUUCGGCUGUUUUGCUACCUGCCGAGCUUCUGCAUGGAUGUUAAAAUUGUAUGCAAUGUUUCUGACUCUCAUUUUUUUGGUUGAACUGGUCGCUGCCAUCGUAGGAUUUGUUUUCAGACAUGAGAUUAAGAACAGUUUUAAGAAUAAUUAUGAGAAAAUUUUAAAGCAGUAUAACUCUACGGGAGAUUAUAGAAGCGAUGCAGUAGACAAGAUUCAAAAUAAGUUGCAUUGUUGUGGUGUCACCGACUUUAGAGAUUGGAAGGAUACUAAUUAUUACUCAGAAAAAGGAUUUCCCAAGAGUUGCUGCAAACUUGAAAAUUGUUCUCCACAGAGAGAUGCAGAUAAAGUAAACAAUGAAGGUUGUUUUAUAAAGGUGAUGACCAUUGUAGAGUCAGAAAUGGGAGUGGUUGCUGGAAUUUCUUUUGGAGUUGCUUGCUUCCAGCUGAUAGGAAUCUUUCUAGCCUACUGCCUCUCUCGUGCCAUAACAAAUAACCAGUAUGAGAUAGUGUAAACAACAAACCAUGGGCCUAUUCCUCUUGAAAUUUAAGGACAUUUACAUUCCCCCCUGUGAGCUAUGAAAUUGCCUGGAUGGAAGACUACCUACUACUUCUUACUGUAGACCAAAAACUUAUAUCAGUAGUCUGAUUCAAUCAAGACAUGUGCAGUUUAAGUCCACCUUUUGUCCCAUUGAUGUUAGAUCAUUGAAACCCCUGUAUCACUGUGAAACACUGGAAGAGCUAGUAAACUGGAAAUGAUGCAA
This is a messenger RNA of Neogale vison (American mink), 1107 nucleotides long. It is a transcript of the gene TSPAN6, whose product is annotated as tetraspanin 6. Bases 121 to 858 code for a protein of 245 amino acids. The transcript is spliced from 8 exons. The record is from RefSeq and is a predicted model, not a curated record. Gene Ontology annotation, cellular component: membrane. NCBI's taxonomy places the organism in Eukaryota, Metazoa, Chordata, Mammalia, Carnivora, Mustelidae.